Molecule: messenger RNA, 3770 nt
Organism: Misgurnus anguillicaudatus (oriental weatherfish)
Lineage: Eukaryota; Metazoa; Chordata; Actinopteri; Cypriniformes; Cobitidae
Product: protein SPMIP7
Source: RefSeq, a predicted model, not a curated record
GGUCAGUACUGUAAUAACUCUCUACUGUUAUUUAACUUACAGUACUGUCAUUGAUUGUUGUAAUUUGAACAGUAUUUUGCUGUAAAAAGUAACGUAAACAACUGUAAAACAUGUAUACAAUAUUAUAUUGUACAUAGCAAAGGAUUAUGGGACAGUUUAUGGUCAGUACUGUAAUCACUCUCUACUGUUUUUUAACUUACAGUACUCUCAUUGAUUGUUGUAAAUUGAACAGUAUUUUACUGUAAAAUGUACCAUAAACAACUGUAAAAUAUGUAUACAAUAUUAUACUGUACAUAGCAAAGGAUUAUGGGACAGUUUAUGGUCAGUACUGUAAUCACUCUCUACUGUUUUUUAACUUACAGUACUCUCAUUGAUUGUUGUAAAUUGAACAGUAUUUUACUGUAAAAUGUACCAUAAACAACUGUAAAAUAUGUAUACAAUAUUAUACUGUACAUAGCAAAGGAUUAUGGGAAAGUUUAUGGUCAGUACUGUAAUCACUCUCUACUGUUAUUUAACUUACAGUACUGUCAUUGACUGUUGUAAAUUGAAAAUACAGUAGCCUGUAUGUAAAUGUACUGAUGUACUGUAAAUGUAAUAACAGUAGUUACGAUUUGCUGUAAAAGAAAUUAUGGUAGCUAUUUCUGUGCUGUAAAUAGAAAUACAGUAGCUGGAAGGUGCUGUAAAUGAAAAUACAGCAGCCAUGAUGUGCUGUAAGUGUAAUUACAGUAGCUUUGAUUUGCUGUAAAAUAAAAUACAGUAGCUAUUUAUGUGCUGUAAAUGGAAGUACAGUAGCUGAAAGGUGCUGUAAAUGAAUAUACAGUAGCCGUGAUGUGCUGUAAAUGUAAUCACAGUAGCUAUGAUGUGCUGUAAAUAAAACAGUAGGUAAAAGGUGCUGUAAAUGUAACUACGGUAGCUAUGAUGUACUGUUAUUAAAAUUACAUAAUAAACGUAUACAAUUAUAUAAUAAACAGAAGUCAAAUAUAUGUGACCGUGUACCACAAAACCAUUCAUAAGUAGCACGCACGGGUAUAUUUGUAGCAAUAGCCAACAAUACAUUGUAUGUCUUAAAAUUAUCAAAAAAUCAUUAUGAUAUUGUAUAAAGAUCAUGUUCCAUUAAAACAUGUUGUACAUUUCCUUCCAUAAAUAUAUAAAAAUGCAUAUAUGGUUUUGUGGUCCAGGGUCACAUUGUUGCACUUGCAAACAAGGUUUCUGUAAGGUGCAUGUGUUCAUUUUAAAACAACUAAAGUUAAAGAAAGGUCCACAUCAUUAUGUAAAACAUGAUAUGUUUCUGUGUCCUAAAAGGUGUGACACAUUAUAGCCUACCCCAUAAUGUGUGAUCUAUGUCACCACCUAGUGAUUAAAGCCGGUUAUUGUGUUCACUUGAUGCAUUACUUCAUUACACUUACAGUACAUCUCGUACCUGCAUGCUGCAUUCAGCUCAAAAUAUACUAUACACAAAAGUGCCUGUUAUUGAAUGGGUUUCACAUUAGCUGUAUUCACUAAAAGUCUUUUGAGUGUGUGUGUCAACUCACAAAGAAACAUGUCAGUAAUAUGAACCCAUGCCGUGACACAGGAGCUCAUCUUUUGACAGUCUCCUGGCAACAACUAACCAGUGGCUUCGUUCAACCCCAGACACCCGACCAUAGGAGAAAAAAAACAAAACUUUUAUAAAAUACAUUUGUGCUAAUGCGUUUAUUUUUUCUAUAAUGAAUGGAGGGGGAAUCUAUUCCAUAUUACGUACGGUUUCUCAGGACGCCCGCUGUGAGUUCAGAUGGAGUGAGCAGGUGGCUGUGCAGACAUUUGAACGUGCCGUGCGAGAGAGGUCCAGAGGGGAGGUAUGACUUUCACAGCAUGGUUGAGAAAAACAGACGUGCUUUUUCCAAAUUCAAUCCUCAAGCCCAGCCGCCCGAUGGAAAUGCACCUCUGGCACCGUUGCGUGACAAUGUGCCCCUAAUGGAUCCGUGCUCGGGUCAACUAAGUGCCGGGGCACAGGUGCAUCUGGACUUGAAGAUUCGAAGCCCAUUCGUCGACAGAGUUUACACUCCAUCCGAUCUGUGGGUUCCCCCUGGGACAAAAGACCUCAGGCCUCAGACUCCUCCAAUCAGACCUUCAGCUCUGCAGUAUGAUGAGUCUGAUCACAACAGGUGGAACUCUAGGUCAAAACUACAGGCAGCAGUAAAGGCCAAAAUUGAAGGGCUGACAAGCGUGCAGAAUAAACCUUUUACACCGAACAGCACUGAAAUUAAUACGGAUGCACAGCUGUCUGUACCUGAUAGUGUAAAGAAGGCAGCUCGACGAUUCAUCUACACUUCUACAACUCAAAGAGGUUAUGAAGAUGUGGACUGGGACUCAAAAUUACCUCCGCGUCACAAACCUCCCUCGACUACACUUGAGAAAAUGGCUGACCGUGUGAGUCAACACUCUGUACUGAAGAGAUAUCAUAAGAGACCUGAGCUUUGGCAGGCCAUUGGAUCCCACUGGACCAAAAAUCAGUUGCGUGCCACGUUUAACCCUAGGAAACCCAUAAGCUUCACCAGCCCAUGUCCAAAAUCAGGCCAUAUACCAUUAUAUUGUGGCACAGUGGGCUCUGAAGACAUGGAUAAUGUGGACAACCCAGAUGAAGAUUUCAUACCUCUGACUGUUCUGCGGACCACAGUGCCUCCACAAACCCCAACAAGCUUCCGAAAUGCUAUACCUGGGUACACUGGUAAAGCCCGAUUUGACGGACCAAAAACCACAGCAGUCAAUCUACCUUCUGUAUCAUAUACUGCACAGACAGCAGGGAGCAGUCCUGAUACCUGGAGAUCCACCAUCUAUAGACGUAAAGCCCCUGUAUCAAGAAUGGUCACCACUGUACCACCGGGAAACCCCUACAUUCAUCCCUAAGACCCAAAAUGUUCAAUUUAAUAUCUGUAGUAACACACUAAUGUAGAUACUUCCUUUAAAAGAAGAAUAAGUGGUGGGAAAUGAGCAGCUUCCUUUUCAUGAAAUCUAAUCUGUGUUUGUGAAUAGAUCUGUAUAAUAACGCUAUGGCAAUGACUGAUUCUGUGUAAUAAUGAGAUGCUUUAUUAGCACAAUUUCCUUUGAUUUAGAUGAGUGCUUCUGAAAAUGUGAAGGUUGUUACGUUGUCUCAAACAGACUUACGAUGUUGCGUACACCACGUGUGUCCAUGCGGAUAAAUGAGCAAAUAAUUUUCUCGCAAAUCUUUUUCUUCGUGCUUUUAUUGCUUCGGCGCAUCCAGACAGCACUUAUAAAACGUACAAACUGCUCGUGGAAAAAGCAACUUCAUGCUUAUGCAGCAGUGCAAAGCGAAAACUUUGUUGUUUCUCUUAAUUUCUGAAAUGCUUUUGCACACCAAGAACUGUGGUUUGGAGAAUAAACGAGAGAAUACCAGUGCAGCUUCACCUGCUAACAGGAAAUAGGAACGUGCUGGUUUCCUGUUUCCCCCUUCGGCGUCUUUGCGUUCCCCUUCGCCGUCUUUGUGUAUGCUUUAUGUUCUGCUCAGCUGAACCCACCUUUAAAAAAAAAGACGGCCGUAAAAGAACUAAUGAGAAUAAAUAAAGUGCUGAAAACUCAGUAUUGCUAAACUUCACGCAUGGAUUUAGGUGGGGAGGAGCUGGAGGAGCAGAGAAAAUUUCAGAUUUUCAUGAAUGCUUUGAAAUGAUGGUGGUUGGGUUUGUUCAGAAAUCAUGCCAUUAAAUGAAUAGUUUACAACACUGUCAAAAAUCAAGGUACAAAGCUGUCACUGGGCAGUACCCUUAUAUGUACCA